Molecule: messenger RNA, 2981 nt
Organism: Helianthus annuus (common sunflower)
Lineage: Eukaryota; Viridiplantae; Streptophyta; Magnoliopsida; Asterales; Asteraceae
Product: formin-like protein 1
Exons: 4
Coding region: 55-2793 (912 amino acids)
Biological process (GO): actin nucleation; actin cytoskeleton organization
Molecular function (GO): actin filament binding
Source: RefSeq, a predicted model, not a curated record
UACAAUCUUACAAUUUCAUGAAACUUUGAAACCCUUCUUUGUUGAUCCUCAAUCAUGGUCACACUUGUGAAUCUACUACUGAAAAUGCACAUAUUUUUCGCCUUUCUUAUGCUAACAUGCGCCUCCGCCACCAUCUCCACCGCCGUACACCACCGCCGUACACUCCACCAACCAUUCUUCCCACAGCCACAAGACCACCCAACCCUCCCUCCGUCACAACCUCCGACCCAACCACCACCGUUGUCACCACCAUCGUCACCACCGUUGCCACCACCAUCGUCACCACCAGUGUCAUCACCACCGUCGCUAAAUGUCCCGUUUUUAUCCACCCCAUCUCCCACCACAACGCCACCAGACGACCAACCAUUCUUCCAGACAAUCCCAUCACCACCACCACCUCCGGCGACACCCUCCACCCCCUCCGGCGUCUCCCUCCCGGCCAACAUUUCCUCCCUUAGCCUCCCAACAUCCCCAAAAUCCAAACGACCGUCAUCUAAACUCGUCCCCGUCGCUAUAACUCUCGUCGCAGCCGCUCUUCUCAUCCUUCUAGUUCUCAUAAUACUAAAGAUCCAAUACAGGAAAAGAAAUCCCGACGAUUCUAACUCCUUUAGCGACGAAAAACUACCCAACAACACUUCAGUAUUCACUACAGCUAUCAACAAUAAUGCAGCAGCCAAUAGCUACAACCGUAUACCUAAACUCACCCGCCCGUCUCAAACGAGCUCUGAGUUUCUUUAUCUUGGCACUCUUGUAAACUCCCAUUCUAAUAUUAGCAAACAUAAUAACAACAGUGACGACGGAGAACCAGCUUUGCAGAAAGUCGGUUCUCCGGAGCUUCGGCCGCUACCGCCUUUAAGCGGUAGCAUUGGUGGAACUGGAAGAACUCAUACGACGGUUCUUCAUUAUGAAACCUCAAGAGAUGGUGGUGAUUCUGAAGCUUUUUAUUCUCCUAGGGUUUCUGAUGGUGGUGUCGCAGGUGGUAGAACAUCGGUGACGGGUAACCGUCAAGGGAGGAGAAGUGUCGGGUCGGGUUCGUUGUCGUCUUACUCGUCUUCGAGUUCCGGGUCUCCUGCAAGGUCUAUUUCGUUGAGUAUAUCUCCGCCGGUUAGUUUGAGUCCAAGAACUUCGAGAAUGAAGUCGCCGGAUCUUGUUACGAUUCCCACCGCUCCUCCGCCGUCACGACCACCGCCCCCACCGCCGCUUCCGCCGCAUGUUUUCACGGUUAAGUCUCCGGAAAUUGGGUUGAGUAAAGAUAGUUUUGAGUCGUCUCCUAGACUGUCGAAUUCGUCGAAUGACCAGAGCUUUCCUCCGGUGAAAAUCCCGCCGCCGCCUCCGCCGCCGGUGAAUGCACCGGAAGUUACAACUCCUGUGACUCGGCUGAAUCCACCGGUUUUGAUUAAACCGUCGAGAGGUGUACCGGUGAGUACUCAGCAGGCUUAUGUUUAUACAAUGCAGGAAAGUCAAGAACAUGUGGAAACAAAUGAGAAAACCGCGAAACCGAAGUUGAAACCGCUGCAUUGGGAUAAAGUGAGAGCAAGUUCUGAUCGAGAAAUGGUGUGGGAUCAUCUCAAAUCCAGCUCCUUUAAAUUAAAUGAAGAGAUGAUUGAGACGUUGUUCGUUGUAAAACCGCCAAAUCCGAGUAAUUUAAAAGAAAAAUCGCCGGUUAAACGGCCGCUUUUUCCUUCGGCAAUCGACCAAGAAAACCAAGUUCUUGAUCCGAAGAAGUCUCAGAACAUCUCAAUCGCGUUGCGGGCGCUUAAUGUGACUACCGAAGAAGUUUGUGAUGCGCUUUUGGAUGGUAAUGUAGAUGCGCUCAGAACCGAGCUGCUUGAAAGUUUGUUGAAAAUGGUACCAACGAAAGAAGAAGAGCGUAAACUGAAAGAGUAUCGAGAUGAGUCGCCUUAUAAGCUUGGUCCGGCCGAGAAGUUCCUGAAAGCGGUGCUUGAUGUUCCUUUUGCGUUUAAAAGAAUCAGUGUAAUGCUUUAUGUUUCCAAUUUUGAUUCCGAGGUUGAGUACCUUAAAAGUUCGUUUCAAACUCUUCAGGCUGCUUGUGAAGAACUUAGAAACAACAGAAUGUUUCUAAAGCUUCUAGAAGCCGUUCUCAAAACCGGAAACCGGAUGAACGUUGGCACAAACCGUGGCGAUGCACAGGCAUUCAAUCUCGACACACUCCUCAAACUCAUCGAUGUAAAGGGCGCCGACGGGAAAACAACUCUUCUACAUUUUGUGGUUCAAGAAAUAGUAAGAACCGAAGGUGCGCGGGUCAGCAACCCCACCUCUAACCAACCCGCAAACGGUCUUCAAAUCAUCUCAAAUCUCCCUUCGGACCUUUCAAAUGUUAAGAAAGCUGCAGCCAUGGAUUCCGAGGUUCUUAAAGGGGAUGUCGCGAGACUCUCAAACGGGAUUGCUAAUACUAUCGAUGUCGUUAAACUAAUGGAAAGCACAAAGUUUUCUGAUUCAUUGAGCAGAUUCUUGAAGGUUGCGCAAGAGGAGGUGAUGAAGAUUCAAGCUCAAGAAAGUGAAACUCUUUGUUUAGUGAAACAAAUCACUGAGUAUUUUCAUGGGAACUCUGCUAAAGAAGAAGCUCACCCAUCAAGAAUAUUCAUGGUGGUGCGGGAUUUCUUGACGGUUCUCGAUGUGGUUUGCAAAGAAGUCGGGAUGUUAAAUGACCGAACGACGGUCAAUUCGGUUCAUAAGUUUCCGUUGCCAACGAUCCCGGCUCCAGUUUUUGAUGGAUUUCAUGGAAGGGGACAGUAUAGUUCUUCUGAUGAUGAAAGCUCUUCUUCUUUGUAGGUAUUUAUAAAGUUAAAUGUUUAGAUGAUUUUGGGUAGAUUCUGAAUGUGGAAAAAACAAGAUGAAAUCCUUGUAAAAAAAGUUUGGAUCUGAAUUAAGUUGGUAAGUUAUGAAGAACUCAUUGUAAUAUUUGUUGAAGAACAUGUCAAUUAUUUGUGAUCCAUGUAUGCUAAAGGUGGCAAUCAUGA